Messenger RNA from Prinia subflava (tawny-flanked prinia), 1322 nucleotides. RefSeq names its product zinc finger protein 239-like. The transcript has a single exon. The coding region runs from base 65 to 835 and encodes 256 amino acids. Lineage: Eukaryota; Metazoa; Chordata; Aves; Passeriformes; Cisticolidae. The record is from RefSeq and is a predicted model, not a curated record. Gene Ontology annotation, molecular function: RNA polymerase II cis-regulatory region sequence-specific DNA binding; DNA-binding transcription factor activity, RNA polymerase II-specific. Gene Ontology annotation, biological process: regulation of transcription by RNA polymerase II.
GGAGGCCAGGGAGGACAAAUCCCCUCAGCAGAACCUCGUGGAAGAGGCUGUUUUGAGCGGCCCCAUGGCACAGGAAUGCAACGGGGAGGAAAAGGCACAGAGAUCCCGCCCGAGGAGGGGCUCCAAACCCAUGCCAGGGUGCUCCGAGGAGGAAGGACCCACCCUGUGCCAGGAAGGCAGCCAGAGAUGUGGCCAGAGCUCUGAGCUGGUGGUGCAUGAACAGCUUCACAAUGGCAAGAAGCUGCACCAGUGCUCGGAAUGUUGGAAGAGUUUCUACACAAACUCUGGCCUGCUCCGGCACCAGAAGAUCCACACUGGGGAACGGCGCUACGAGUGUGGGAAAUGUGGGAAGCGCUUCAGAGACACCUCUGGCCUGAUGAUCCACCAGAGAGUCCACACUGGGGAACGGCCCUAUGAGUGUGGGGAGUGUGGGAAGAGCUUCACUCAAAGCUCCCACCUGAUGAUCCACCAGAGGAACCACACUGGGGAACGGCCCUAUGAGUGUGGGGAAUGUGGGAAGAGCUUCACUACCAGCACUAGCCUGAUCAUCCACCACAGGAGCCACACUGGGGAACGGCCCUAUGAGUGUGGGGAGUGUGGGAAGAGCUUUGCAUGCUGCACCAGCCUGAUCCGCCACAAGAGGAUCCACACUGGGGAACGGCCCUAUCAGUGUGUGGAGUGUGGGAAGGGCUUCACUAGGAGCUCCUCCCUGAUCGUCCACCAGAGGGUUCACACUGGGGAACGGCCCUAUGAGUGUGGGGAGUGUGGGAAGAGCUUCGCUGUCCGGUCCAGCCUGCUUGUCCACCGGCAGAUGCACAGCGGAGAGAGGCCUUAACAGCGUUUUGAGUGUGGGAAGAGCUUCUCCCAGAGCUGUGCCGUGGCCCAAGAGCAAUGGAGGCAGCAGGAAGGGAAGCCCUGCAAGUGCCCCGCGUGCGGGAAGAGCUUUGUGCACUGCUCCAACUCCAUCCCCCGUUGGAGGAGCCCAUUGGAUGAUCCCCAGUGAGCCCCGUUGGGCAGAGCCUUGGGGAUCCACGGUCCUGGUGAUCCAUGGUGGGAAGACAGCUGGCUGGUGGUCUUCACAUCUUCCUGGGCCCCUGGGGGCACCUGGGCGCAGCAGGACAAAAAUCUAUUGGGAUGCAGACCAGCAUCAGGAAUUCAUUUGGGAUAGUGAAUUUUUUUACUUUUGACCUCAAGAAAUCCCACCUUUUGCAUCCUAUUGUUUCUUCUCUAAGCAUCAAGGAAUACUGGGAUGUCUUAAGAGUCUUUUCCAACCUAAAUCAUUCCAUGAUUCUAAUUCUUUCUGACCCUUCCACAGGCAUCUU